UCCCGGGCCCGCGGGGCCGGUGCCGCCGCCUGGCCGUGCGGUGGAGCCUGCGGCGGUGAGCAGGCGUCCGGGUCGUGGAAGCGAUCCGUCCCUGUGCCCCGUGCUGUGUUGGCACAGUGGGAUUCUGUCCCUAUUUUGUGUUGGGCGACGCUAACCCAUUUCUUCUUUGAUUGUGUGAAAUUUCUGUAAAUUGGUAGAAGCGAAUUCUGUUCCGUUGCUUCUGUUGGUUUUAAGUUAAGCUCUGAGUGUACAGCCGUGGUUGCCAGUUACCAGCUUUUUCCCGUGAAUGUCGGGAGUCUUUUGUGUCUGUCUAAACAGUGCCUGAUUUCUCCUACCCGCUGGCCCCACAAUCGUUAUUCCUUAACUGGCAGGGUAUUUUUAAGAACGAGUAGCUUUGUGUCUUUUUGCUUAUUUCUGGGCAAAGGCAGUCCCUUCAGCCCGCCUCCGGGGCGCGGCCGGGCAGCCCGCCGUGGGGACCCCGCCGUGGGGACCGGGCGCGCCCUGCGCCGCCGCGCCGACCAUGGCGGGAGGCGGAGGAGGAAUGUGGGGUCGAGGCCGGAAAACUUGGCUCCUGCAUGGACGGUUUAGGGCCCUUGGAUAAACCAUUUCAGCUCGGACUCAAGUCUCUUAUUUUGACACGGGAAUAUUAAUUACAUCUACUCCAUAGAAUUGGUGUGAGGUUGGCACCGUGUGAAAAUUGCGUUUCUGGACGAGUGUUUUGCUGAGCGAGGGUUCGGAAGUGGCGGUGAGGACUUGGGGACAGUCGAACGGCUGUGAGGCACAUACCUGCAGAGUCGACAGGAAAUGCAUUCACGGCUAAUGGGUAACUGGGAAAGGGAAAAAGAUCCUCUUUGCUAUGUGGAGAAUGGAUUGGCGAAGAGAAAGAAGUGGGAGACCAUGGGGGAAAGUGUUGCAGAAGCCCAGAGCACUUUCAAACCAGUGCCUGGGACCGACUGGAACACUGACUGACCCAGGCGUCUGGCUGGAGACCUGAGCUGGGAGAAGGAAGACGCCCCUGGAAGGGAAUGGUUCCUGUCAGAGGUGUCUCAGACACAAGAAGCACAGGGAAAUUACAGAGGAUAACAACAUGGAAAAGAAGCCCCAGGAUGGUAGAAAAGCUCCCCCCCACAGAGAAGUGCCCCCAGUUGUGGGGCUGCUGCUGGCCGUGGCCCUCAUGAACGCACUCCUCUACCUCUGCCUCGACCGCUUCUUCAUUUCCCCUCGACGGGCCCCAGGCCGCUGUCCCUACGGUUACUUCAGAAUGGGACAGAUGAAGAACUGCUCCCCGUGGCUGUCCUGCGAGGAGCUGAGGACAGAAGUGAGGCAGCUGAGGCGCGUCGGGGAAGGAGCCGUGAAGAGAGUCUUUCUGUCUGAGUGGAAGGAACACAAAGUUGCUCUCUCACGGCUCACCAGCCUGGAGCUGAAAGAUGAUUUCCUCCACGGGCUGCAGAUGCUGAAAUCCUUGCAGAGUCAGCAUGUUGUCACGCUGCUGGGCUACUGUGAGGAAGACAACACUGUCCUUACGGAAUAUCACCCCUUAGGGGCCUUGAGCAACCUGGAAGAAACACUCAACCUUUCCAAGUACCAAAACGUGAACACGUGGCAGCACAGGCUGCAGCUGGCCAUAGACUACGUCAGCAUCAUCCGCUACCUGCACCACAGCCCCCUGGGCACGCUGGUCAUGUGCGACUCCAGUGACCUGCGCAAGACGCUGUCCCAGUAUCUGCUGACGCGGAACUUCAGCAUCGUGGUGAACGACCUGGACGCCUUGCCCCUGCUCAACCGCAGCUCCGGGGCUUUGGUGAAGUGCGGCCACAGGGAGCUGCACGGCGAUUUUGUGGCUCCAGAGCAGCUGUGGCCCUAUGGAGAGGACAUGCCUUUUCGUGAUGAUCUUAUGCCCUCGUAUGAUGAGAAGAUCGACAUCUGGAAGAUUCCAGACAUCACCAGUUUCCUUUUGGGGCACGUCGAAGGCAGUGAUAUGGUCCGAUUCCAUUUGUUUGAUAUUCAUAAGGCAUGUAAGAGCCAGGCUCCUGAAGAAAGACCCACUGCUCAGGACGUCCUGGACACCUAUCAGAAGGUUUGGAACUUACUCAGAGACACCAUGAUAUCUCAAACGAGAGAAAUGCUAUGAAACCAGGCCAGCGAGGGAGGGCUGAGCGUGGAGAAACAAAUGCAACCGUUGCAGCAAUUCCGCUUCGACGGAGUUUGCUGCUGUUUAGUGGUGUGGUUCUCGUUCUGCGUCCCCGGGCUCGCGUGAGGGUUCUCCCUCUCCUGGGGGCCUGGCGGAAGUUGCUAAGCAAGAGCAAACCCGCCUUGACUCAAGUCCGGCUUCACUUUCCGAGGCUGGUCUCUCCCAGAGGAAGACGCAGAGAAGCAGGAGUCUCACCAGCAUCUGAAGAAGGUAACAAAGACGGCGCUGCAAAGAGGCCUCCCUCCCUAAUGACUGAAUCUGUAAGCUUGUAAGAAAUGUAUAGAGAGAAGGUUUGUAAAUGGCAUUCUAUGAAAGAAACAUAAAGUAAGUCUCCAGAGAGCAUUUUUUCCUCAUUUUUUUAGAUGGUGAUCAACAGACGGAGUCCGGAGGAUUUGUGCCCUGUUUCACGUGGUGUCGGUGAGCAUCUUUACUGUUUCGAACCAUUGUUCUGUGAAGCUCCUGUGCCGUCCUCCUUCCAACGAGCUGGAGGAGAACUAUGACAGAUGCUCUUUGAAAUUUUGAAUGGAUAAGGAAUAUUGCAAACAGCAAGUGUGAGGGAAAUUAAUCUAGGUUACUGCCUUGGAUGGUGCUUGUGAAAAUCCUGUUUACCUUCCAGCUAAGUUUUCUGUGUCCAAAAUUAGUUACUGUGAACGUUUUACAUCAGUAGUGUCACUCCUUCAGGUGUCAAGCCCUUCCACCUGAGUUGCAUGAUUGAAUCCUUCAAAAGGCUCUCUCCUUGGUCCCUGUCAUCGUCACUGGCAGGGGAUGGUGGAUCUGGUGCAUCUUACUCAUCACUAACCAGGUGGUCACAGCCGGCGCUGAGGGGCAAAGACGCUGUGCAGCAGACUCUGCCUCCCCUGCGCUCAGGCGGCGUCAGACUCACUGGGGUCACUGGAGCUGUCCCCACCCCACAGCCUCUGACUCAGGAGGUCUCGGGCAGAGUCUGAGACUCGGCAUUUCCUCCUGGCUCCCAGGUGCUGCUGGUGCUGCUGCUCUGGGGACCACAUUUUGGGAACCACUGCCGUUAACUGUCAGGAAGGAGCCACAGGCAGAGGAUAGGGCGGUGCUGUCAGUAUUGUCCGCUGUCCUGCUGCCAGUGGGUGACGGGGCCCUGUGGCUGCUCAGAGAGUGCCUGCCCAGAGUCUUCUGUCACUUUUGUUAUAAAAACUCCACCACAACCCACUAUGCUGGCUGUGAUCAAAAGUGUGGACAAUAGUAAGUGUUGGCUGGGAUGUGGGGAGUUGGAACCCUCCUACACUGCUGCUGGGAAUGUAAAAUGGUGCGGCUGCUUUGGAAAACAGUCUGGCUGUUCCUCUAAAAGAUUAAAAAUAGAGUUACCAUAACCCAGCACUUCCAUUCCCAAGUAUUUACCCGAGAGAAUUGAAAACAUGUCCAUAAAAACAUUUGUACACAAAUGCUCAUAGCAACACUAUUCAUAAUAGACAAAAGAUGGAAAUAAACUGAAUGUCCAUCAGCUGGUGGAUGGAUAAAGACAAUGUGGUGUAUCCACACAAUGAGACAUUAUCCAGCCAUAAAAAGGAAUGAAUUCCUGAUACGUGCUCCAACAUGAAUGAACCGUGCAAACACACUAAGUGAUGUGGGAGGAGGUAAUCGAGAGGACGUGACCGCCACUUGACCCAAGAACUGGGCAUUGGAAACAUUCUCACCCCUCCCCGUCCUUGGAAUGCGCACUCCCCACCGUUCCCACAGCGGGGGUCAUUUUCAGGGUCAUGGCCUUGAGAGAGCACUGAGUCUCAAGACCAUCUGGAUGAUCCGGGUCACUGAACCCCAUUAAGGCCUCUACAUAAACUUUGAAGAUUCUGGUGGGCAGUGCGGAGGUCGUCUGUAGCUGCCCAAGACGAGCGUCGUCAGUAAGUUCCCUCACUGAUUAAACCUGCCCCCUCCCCAUCGAGUGUCUGCCUCUUUCUUCCUUCUCUCUCUGCCCUCCGUGUGUGGGGCCAGUGUGUGAACCAACAUGUGACAGAAGCCAAUCAUGAAAGACCACGUGUUGCUGGCUUCCAUUAGUAUGAAAUGUCCAGAAUAGACAAAUCCAUAGAAAUAGAAAGUAGGUUAGUGGUUUCCAGGGGCUGGCAGGGGGUCGGGGGUGAAGGAUGGGGAGUGCUUGCUAAUGGGUACAGAGUUUCUUUUUGGGGUGAUGAAAAUGUUCUGAAAUUAUGUAGUGAUUGUAUCGUGGUUGCACAACUCUGUGAAUAUACUAAGUAACACUGAAUUGUAUAAAAAGAGCAAGUUUUAUGAUAUGUGAAUUAUCUCUCAAUAAAGCCGAAAAAACCCAACGUCUGUGACAAGGCCGUGUAUCCCUCGUGACUCUGCACUUGACGUGGGCUGUUGUCGUGUGGAGUUGAUUUGGGAUUAUCUGUUCAUGUUGUAAUUCUUGUUUGAGGGUUUUUCUUAGCUUCUGGACUUUGCACUGGAGCAAAACUAACAGUUUCAAACAGAUGUCUUUUUAAAUAUUGACAGCCAAGCUAAAAUAAACAGCAUGGUGUGGGGAAGGGACACCGCUAG
Messenger RNA from Equus quagga, 4714 nucleotides. It is a transcript of the gene POMK, whose product is annotated as protein O-mannose kinase. The transcript has 5 exons. NCBI's taxonomy places the organism in Eukaryota, Metazoa, Chordata, Mammalia, Perissodactyla, Equidae. Gene Ontology annotation, molecular function: carbohydrate kinase activity; ATP binding; protein kinase activity. Gene Ontology annotation, cellular component: endoplasmic reticulum membrane. The record is from RefSeq and is a predicted model, not a curated record. Gene Ontology annotation, biological process: protein phosphorylation; protein O-linked glycosylation; carbohydrate phosphorylation. The coding region runs from base 1088 to 2131 and encodes 347 amino acids.